CAUCCUCCAUUUAGGCUCCCACACUCUAUUCGCCACGAAGUAGUUAUAAACAGAAAAGACAUCCAAGUGAUGGCUAACUACCUAACCUUCAUGCUUGCUUGGCUUUUAUUCUUUGCCUUAACAUUUUUUGUCGCAAUUUGGUCGUCAACUCCUACUCUAGCACAAACACAGUCUACUUCAGCUGGCAUUUGCAAGUCCAGAGUGGAAAUAUAUGGAUACAAGUGCGAAGAACACACUGUAACAACAAAAGAUGGGUACAUUCUCAGUUUACAAAGGAUUCCCAAUGGCCACCAUUCUGUCACAAUGAAAGGAAAGAAGAAGAAGAAAAUACCAGUUUUGCUUCAGCAUGGGAUUUUUAUGGAUGGGAUCACUUUUCUUCUAAAUUCGCCUGAAAAUUCAUUAGGUUACAUAUUGGCAGAUGGAGGUUAUGAUGUAUGGAUCGCUAACAGUCGAGGCACUAAGUUUAGCCGCAGACACACUGUUCUCUCUGUUAAUCAGUCGGAAUACUGGGACUGGUCAUGGGACGAACUAGUUGCCUAUGAUCUGCCCGCUUUUUAUUAUUAUGUGUACGAACAUUCAGGCCAGCAGAAGAUUCACUAUGUUGGUCAUUCUUUGGGAACUUUAUUGGCUCUUGCGUCAUUCUCCGAGAUGCCUUUAAUAGGAAUGACGAGAUCUGCAGCGUUGAUUUGCCCCAUAGCUUAUUUGAACGGAGUGAGAUCGCCAAUUGCAAGAAUUGCUGCAGACUCCUUUCUUGCCGAUGCAUAUUACUGGUUAGGCCUCAAUGAGUUUAAUCCAACAAGUGAACUUGUAAAGAGAUUCCUCAAAAUAAUUUGCAAGCAAUCUGGUAGCGAUUGUUAUGAUCUGGUCACAGACUUCACAGCAUAUAAUAUUGCAGGUAAUAACUGUUGCCUCAACAAGUCGUCCAUUAAUGUAUUUUUAGAACAUGAACCUCAGCCAACUUCAGCGAAGAAUGUCAUACACAUGUGUCAAAUGCUUAGAACAGGAACUAUAAGGAAGUUCGAUUACGGCGAUGCUAGUACGAACAUUAAGCAUUAUGGGAAUCCCCAUCCUCCAGUGUAUGAUAUGAAGGCGAUCCCCAAAGAUCUACCUCUCUUCUUGAGCUAUGGUGGCAGAGAUUGGCUCUCUGAUGUCGAGGAUGUGAAGCGUUUGUUGGCUGAUCUAAAGCCACACAGGAAGAUGAAGGCGAGGGUUAAUUAUCAAGCAUGCUAUGCUCAUGGGGACUUUGUUAUGGGCAUCAACGCUAGGCAGCUCGUAUAUAAUCCCCUCCUUUCCUUCUUAAAGCUCCAUAUAUAAUUGAUUUCAUUGUACUGACUUUGAUUUUGGUAUAGAUACAGGGUACAAUUUUCUUCCGCUUUUUGUUUUCUUUUAUCUGAGAGAACAAGGGAUCGUUCUCUCGAUUAAUCAGAACUCAAGUUACCGUAAUUUAGAAACGCAAAACAUAUACUAAAACCACAUGCAUAAUUCCUAACACGGGCGCGUAGGGCAGCAAGAACAGCUGAUACAUUAUAAAGCGCAAAAAAGACGCUAGAAACCUCAAGAAAAUAAACGGACGCAGGGUUGUGAAUUACAUGUAGAUGUUUGGUUUCUGGCUGAAAUAAUUGUGCGCGAUAAUGUGACUGCGAAGAAUGUGGCUGGUACUUAGGUCUGGCUUCUCAGAACGGAGAAAGAGCUCUUCGCAAUGAACGGCUUGCAGAGGCGGAUGCGGGGCUCCUUCCUUGAUGCAUUUCUUCUCCUUUCGGGUUAAACCCACCAUCUUCUUGAUCAGCUUAGCAACACGAUUGCGAAGCUCCUGUUUGUUUCCUCCCAUAUCUCCUUAAAUGAAUUUUGAGAAGAAGCAAAGAGUGAGGAGUUCACAUGGAGAGCAUGAGGGCUGUAGUUGUUUUCCAUGCGGCAAAGAGCCCGGUACGUUUCUCAACCCUGCCUGUUUUUGGAAGCGUGACUGAUGAUGAUGUUCACCGGCGGAGUUUGUUAUUUCUGUUUUUGGCCUAUUGGGAUGAGUGCAAUGGCAAGUCUCGGCACAACUGGGUGUGCACGUACACGUGCACAGACAAUUUCACGUAAAUAAUGUGUCAAUAAAUAAAUGAAUUGAGCUAUUGAGAUAGAAACGCAUGGGAAGCGAUCUCUCUUAACACUUUCCUGUAUGAUGAAGCACGCUGUCAAGUUUUGGCUAAUUCGAAUGCUCAUGUACCCGUGCACAAUUAAUUUCAUGUACUGCUAUAUUAAAAAAAAAACA
Molecule: messenger RNA, 2254 nt
Organism: Asparagus officinalis (garden asparagus)
Lineage: Eukaryota; Viridiplantae; Streptophyta; Magnoliopsida; Asparagales; Asparagaceae
Product: triacylglycerol lipase 2-like
Exons: 10
Coding region: 70-1314 (414 amino acids)
Biological process (GO): lipid metabolic process
Molecular function (GO): hydrolase activity, acting on ester bonds
Source: RefSeq, a predicted model, not a curated record